Messenger RNA from Gastrolobium bilobum, 841 nucleotides. RefSeq lists its product as uncharacterized. The coding region runs from base 90 to 596 and encodes 168 amino acids. The transcript has 3 exons. Gene Ontology annotation, cellular component: chloroplast. The record is from RefSeq and is a predicted model, not a curated record. Lineage: Eukaryota; Viridiplantae; Streptophyta; Magnoliopsida; Fabales; Fabaceae.
GCCUCACAUUCGAUUGAACGCUUUGAAAGUUUCAAUUAAAAGAGUGGUUCGCGUUAUCCAUACCUGAGAGAGAGAGAGAGAGAGAGAGAAUGACAAUAGCUCUUUUUUCAGUUCCGACGCCUCUUCAGGCCCAACCGUACAAGUACAAAAACUCUUUGCCUACUAGUGCCGCUUACCCUUCUUUUUCUAAGUUAAAUGUUCCUCUGUGCUCUCCUUCUUCUGCUUCAACUUCUGUUAUAGAAGAAGAGGGUCCUCGUCCUUCUCCUUCACCAGAUCAACUUCCUGUUCCUGAUCAAUUAGAAUACGCUGCCAAACAGAGCGGUUGUAAGGCAUGUGGAAGAGAAGAAAUCGAGAAAGGAUGCAAUGGUGAAGGAAGGGUUCAGGGUGGGAUUGCAACCGUACCGGGCUUUGGCUGGUGGCCUAUAAAGGCUUACAGGCCAUGCCCUGGAUUUGUGGCGUCUGGUGGUAGGUAUAGGCGACAAGGACAAAGCAUGGACGAGGUUGCCUUCGGUCGUGGUGAAACACCUUCUGCAGGAACAGGCAGUGACUCUAAGCCAAGUAAAAGAAAGGAAGGUCCGAAGAAAGGUCAGAGUUAAUGUUUGAAAGAAAUAUACUUGUCAUUGCUUUGUUGAGGUGACAUAAAACCAAGGGAAUUAAGGUGGAGGGGGCAAAGAACAUGUUGGUGAUGUUCUGGUCAGCUACAAAUUUUAGCUUAAUAUUCUAUAAGGAUUCUGGAAAUAUGUACGUCUUAUAGGGAAAUGCGGCGAUUUAAUGUAAUCGUGUAAACCUAAGUGUUUGAAUCUCGACUGUUUUUUUUUUUUUUUUUUUUUUUUUUCAUUUA